CGCGCUUCCCGCCCGCGCUGCGGACAUGGCGCGCCGCUGAGCGCUCCGAGACCCGCGGCCAAAGACCCGGGCCCGAAGACGCGAGACCCGAAGACCCGAGUCCCGAGACCCGCGACCCGCCGGCCGCGACGCCCCGCAGCGGGAGCCCGCAGGCGAGCGAGGCCGAGCGCCGCGCAGCACGUGUAUAGCUCCAGCAUGGCAGAAGACGAUCCAUAUGGAGGGACUGGACAACUAUUUCAUUUGAGCAAUUUGCCUCAUCCAAUAUUUAAUACAGAAUUAUAUCCACCAGAAAUGCCACUGUCAACAGCAGAUGGCCCAUACCUUCAAAUAUUAGAGCAACCAAAACAGAGAGGAUUUCGUUUCCGUUAUGUAUGUGAAGGCCCAUCCCAUGGCGGACUUCCUGGUGCUUCUAGUGAAAAGAACAAGAAGUCCUACCCUCAAGUCAAAAUCUGCAACUACGUGGGACCAGCAAAGGUUAUUGUUCAGUUGGUCACAAAUGGAAAAAAUAUCCAUCUGCAUGCCCACAGUCUGGUGGGAAAACACUGUGAGGAUGGGAUCUGCACUGUAGCCGCUGGACCCAAGGACAUGGUAGUUGGCUUUGCAAACCUAGGAAUACUUCAUGUGACAAAGAAAAAAGUAUUUGAAACACUGGAAGCACGAAUGACCGAGGCGUGUAUACGGGGCUACAAUCCUGGGCUUCUGGUACAUUCUGACCUUGCAUAUCUGCAAGCAGAAGGUGGAGGAGACCGGCAACUCACAGAUCGGGAAAAGGAGAUCAUCCGCCAGGCAGCUCUGCAGCAGACAAAAGAGAUGGACCUGAGUGUGGUGCGCCUCAUGUUCACAGCCUUUCUUCCUGACAGCACCGGCAGCUUCACAAGGCGCCUGGAGCCUGUGGUAUCAGACGCCAUCUACGACAGCAAAGCUCCCAAUGCAUCCAACUUGAAAAUUGUAAGAAUGGACAGAACAGCGGGAUGUGUAACUGGAGGGGAAGAAAUUUAUCUUCUCUGUGACAAAGUUCAAAAAGAUGACAUCCAGAUUCGAUUUUAUGAAGAGGAGGAAAAUGGUGGAGUUUGGGAAGGAUUUGGAGAUUUUUCCCCCACAGAUGUUCAUAGACAAUUUGCCAUCGUCUUUAAAACUCCAAAGUAUAAGGAUGUCAACAUUACAAAACCAGCUUCGGUGUUUGUCCAACUUCGGAGGAAAUCUGAUUUGGAGACUAGUGAACCAAAACCUUUUCUCUACUAUCCUGAAAUCAAAGAUAAAGAGGAAGUGCAGCGCAAACGACAGAAGCUCAUGCCCAACUUCUCCGACAGUUUCGGUGGUGGUGGCGGAGCCGGAGCUGGAGGCGGAGGCAUGUUCGGGAGUGGUGGUGGAGGAGGGAGUGCUGGAAGCCCCGGCCCAGGAUAUGGCUUCCCGCACUAUGGAUUUCCUGCUUACAGUGGGAUCACAUUCCAUUCUGGAGCCACUAAAUCCAAUGCUGGGAUGAAGCAUGGAACCACAAACACUGAUUUGAAAAAUGACCCUAAAGGUUAUGACAAGAGUGAUAGCAGAGAGCUUCCGAGUCUCUCUGGGAAGGAAAGUGAAACUGCAGAACAAGAUAAGACAUCCCACACAUCCAGGAACAAUGAGGCUGCUCCGACACCCUUGGUGGGAGCCAGGGAACAGGAUCCUGAAUUCCAGGGUAACCUCUUUCUCGAGAAGGCUUUGCAGCUCGCCAAGCGGCAUGCCAAUGCCCUUUUUGACUAUGCAGUGACUGGAGACGUGAAGAUGUUACUGGCUGUGCAGCGCCAUCUUACUGCAGUGCAGGAUGAGAAUGGGGACAGCGUCUUGCACUUAGCUAUCAUCCACCUUCAUGCUCAGCUUGUGAGGGAUCUGCUAGAAGUCACAUCCGGUCUGAUCUCUGAUGACAUCAUCAACAUGAGAAAUGAUCUAUAUCAGACACCUUUGCACUUGGCAGUAAUUACCAAGCAAGAAGAUGUGGUGGAGGACUUGCUUAGAGUUGGGGCCGACCUGAGCCUUCUGGACCGCUGGGGUAACUCUGCUUUGCACCUAGCUGCCAAAGAAGGGCAUGAUAAAAUCCUCAGUGUCUUACUCAAGCACAGAAAGACAGCACACCUUAUUGACUGCCCCAACGGAGAAGGUCUAAAUGCCAUUCACAUAGCCGUGAUGAGCAAUAACCUGCCGUGCCUGCUGCUGCUUGUGGCCGCUGGGGCAGAUGUCAACGCUCAGGAGCAGAAGUCUGGGCGCACAGCACUGCACCUGGCUGUGGAGCACGACAACAUCUCCUUGGCUGGCUGCCUGCUUCUGGAGGGUGAUGCCCACGUGGACAGUACUACCUAUGAUGGGACGACGCCCCUACAUAUAGCAGCUGGAAGAGGGUCUACUAGGUUGGCAGCUCUUCUCAAAGCAGCAGGAGCAGAUCCCUUGGUAGAGAACUUUGAGCCUCUCUAUGACCUGGAUGAGUCUUGGGAAAAGGCUGGAGAAGAUGAGGGAGUCGUGCCGGGCACCACACCCCUAGAUAUGGCUGCCAACUGGCAGGUAUUUGACAUAUUAAAUGGGAAACCAUAUGAGCGAGUGUUCACAUCUGAAGACAUACUGCCACAAGGAGACAUGAAGCAGCUGACUGAAGAUACAAAACUUCAGCUCUACAAGUUGCUAGAAAUUCCUGAUCCAGACAAAAACUGGGCUACUCUGGCACAGAAAUUGGGUCUGGGAAUACUUAAUAAUGCCUUCCGGCUGAGUCCUGCUCCUUCUAAAACUCUUAUGGACAACUACGAGGUGUCUGGAGGAACCAUCAAAGAGCUGAUGGAGGCCCUGCGACAGAUGGGCUACACAGAGGCCAUUGACGUGAUCCAGGCAACAUUCCGCACCUCAGAAAACAAGGCCUCCAGCCCCAAAACCGCUGCUCACUUGCUGCCUCUCUCUUCCUCCACAAGGCAGCACAUAGGUAAGGAGCUACCCUUUUCCUUCUAGGCAGAGUCUUCAUUC
Nannospalax galili (Upper Galilee mountains blind mole rat) is the source of this 2985-nucleotide messenger RNA. It is a transcript of the gene Nfkb1, whose product is annotated as nuclear factor kappa B subunit 1. Gene Ontology annotation, molecular function: DNA-binding transcription factor activity, RNA polymerase II-specific; protein binding; RNA polymerase II cis-regulatory region sequence-specific DNA binding. The record is from RefSeq and is a predicted model, not a curated record. Gene Ontology annotation, cellular component: cytoplasm. The transcript has 23 exons. Bases 196 to 2970 code for a protein of 924 amino acids. Gene Ontology annotation, biological process: regulation of transcription by RNA polymerase II; innate immune response; response to cytokine. NCBI's taxonomy places the organism in Eukaryota, Metazoa, Chordata, Mammalia, Rodentia, Spalacidae.